This is a messenger RNA of Penicillium lagena, 639 nucleotides long. RefSeq lists its product as uncharacterized. Lineage: Eukaryota; Fungi; Ascomycota; Eurotiomycetes; Eurotiales; Aspergillaceae. The transcript has a single exon. The coding region runs from base 1 to 639 and encodes 212 amino acids. The record is from RefSeq and is a predicted model, not a curated record.
AUGUUGACAUCAUCUUGUACCGACGUCUCGAGCCAGAGCUCCGUCUCGUCCUCCGGCGAGCCAUCCCGCUCGCCUUACCGGCAUCCCCAGCCGGUCUCCUCACUAUCGCUGGGUUUGCAGCGUCCCCGCCGAGAUACGAUGGCGCCCAAAUUCCGCCGCUUCUACUCCAGCCCGGUUGACGAGGGCAUUGACUCGACACCACUAGAGAUGUAUGGCAUCGAACAACGGCCUCCAUCCUUCAUCGAGAGACCAUCAAAACUGCUGCGCCGAGUGUCUCACGCCCUGGAUGAUAUCAAGGAAGACUACUCGCUGCAGCUAGACGUGCGGGCCACCGCCGACAGGCUCAAACGGCGCUCGACUCUGUUCAUGUUCGACGGCAGCAACACCGCCGAAGAUUCGGGCUCGCGCCCGCAGACCUCCAUGACGGCGGGUGCACCACGGUCCCGGCCGAUAUCCAUCAUCUCCAUUGAUGGUUGGUCAUCACAGCCCCGCCGACUGAGUCGGCGCCUGACCCGCCGCAUCUCCAGCUGGCGGCACUCCAAGGCACCAGCACCUCCGACAGCCAGUAUUUCCUCGCCCAGCCUGAUCGGAUCAUCGACCCUUCACCGAGCGGGCCGGAGUCAGGCUUCCUUCAUCUAG